AUGAGGGGGGAGUCAGAUAUCAGCCACUCCCCUAUACCGGCCACCGAGGAAGGGUCCAGUCACUUGACAGUGCCCCUAGGUGAGUGGCACGAUACGGAGACUGUCUCCUCGCUAUGUGUGGAUGAGGCAAAGGAAGCAGCUACGGUUCCAGAAGAUAAAAGAAGUAAAUGUGGGCAAUUUGUCAACACUCCCAUUAUCAAAUGGCACAAAAUUGAUGAGGAGGCUAAAGAUCAUCAGCAAACAAAAUACCAUAAUGAUUCUAUGAUUGCUGGUAUACCUAAAACAGUCUAUUAUGAAGCCACUGGAGAACUGCUUGCUCUUGUUAAUUCCUCACAUUGCUCUGUGGUGGUUCAUCUUUUUGCAGAUGCACAGACUUCAUUUCCAUCAAAGAAACAACAUAUCAACAAAACAGUAGAGCCAGAAUUCAGCAAAGAUCCCAAUUUCACUUUUAGCUCAAAUGUUCCAGAAGAUGGUGUAUUCAAAGCUAAAAACCAAAGUCUCUGUAGAUCUACCAAGAAAGCAGAGCUCCUUUCUAAAAAGACAGCAACGGUUGCACGAGGACCAGUGAGCCGGUACAGAUUGGAGACUGAGCUAAAGAAGAAAAACCAGUCAUUGGAAAUAGCCAAACAGCAACUGCAGUCAAAGCUGUCAGGCGCACAGGGCACUAUAAAAGACUUGAGAAAAAAGAAUGAAGUUCUGGAAGAAGAAGUUCAAAAGCUAAAGAAAUUUCAAAACAACUACAUGAUGAUUUUAGAAAGCAGAAAUAUUGAUCCAGUUACAGGUAAUGAAAUCUUGGAGGAAGAACACAUGAAGGAGACUCAGAAGCAAACAACGUUGCUGACAGAGAAGCUUAAAGAAGAACUAAGACUAUUCAGCGAAAUGGCUGCAAAACAGAAGGAAGAGCUUCAGACAGCAACAGCUAUGUGGAAACAGGCAGAGAAUGACCGAAACAGUUUCCUGGAGAAGCAGCCAUUCUUUCAGAGAGAACUGAAGGAGUUUGCUGCCACUGCUGGUCAGGUGGAGCUCCUCUUAGAUACGUGAAGAGUAAGGACUAAUCCUUGUCAUGUUUGUGCCCUUAUCAACAUCUCAUUGCACAUGUAACUGGUCCAGAACCAUUGUUUACUGUAAAAAAGGAAUUAAAUAAUAUUAUUAUUACUGUUAGGUCACAGUACACCAAAGUCCCUUUUUAACCAAACUGAUAAACCUAAUAGAGGUUUUAAAGUUAUUCCACUGUAUUCCCCUUCAUGGCAUAACUAACUGUUUUUUACUCUUUUGUAAAUGUAAUCUUUUAAAAAUCUUUCAGGUCUUGUGAAUUUAUCUAUAUUGCUAAGACAUACUUUAAAACAGACUUGUCUCCAUUGGGGGUAGCGCUCUUGUUUGGGUUUGUUUUAAUGUUACUCAAUUGUAAUUUCAUAUUUUUAGUAAACUUAUUACUGUUAACUUAAAUUCCACUUAAUCCACCACUUAUCGUUUUUCUCAAGCUGCAGUCCUUGCCCUUCUAGCUCAAUUCUAGCCCUCACCAGUGUUCCCUCUCAUUUUUCACACCCCUGAGCAGAAUGAAUUUUAUACUGCACUAAUAUGGUGAGGUGUGAUGUAUCGCUUUCACAUUACUGCACAUAAAAAUAUAAUGUGGGGUCAGGGGUUCAUAGAAUGG
Pelodiscus sinensis (Chinese soft-shelled turtle) is the source of this 1654-nucleotide messenger RNA. The record is from RefSeq and is a predicted model, not a curated record. Lineage: Eukaryota; Metazoa; Chordata; Testudines; Trionychidae.